Molecule: messenger RNA, 1451 nt
Organism: Branchiostoma floridae (Florida lancelet)
Lineage: Eukaryota; Metazoa; Chordata; Leptocardii; Amphioxiformes; Branchiostomatidae
Product: bifunctional arginine demethylase and lysyl-hydroxylase JMJD6-like
Exons: 6
Coding region: 188-1429 (413 amino acids)
Biological process (GO): phagocytosis
Cellular component (GO): cytoplasm; nucleus
Molecular function (GO): histone H4R3 demethylase activity; P-TEFb complex binding
Source: RefSeq, a predicted model, not a curated record
GAGAUGAGAGAUUAUUGCAUAAUCUUCUGGGCACGAGAGUGAAAGCGUGGUGAGAGGAAGAUCAAGAUGGCGGCGCACUGCUAAAUAUUUUUCUCAGACAUGUUCUGAAAUUUCCUUACCGUUCACAAUAACAUUACAUCUAAUUGCGUACAACUGUAAGCUCGGUGUCUAGACCUCAUUCGCCAGAAUGAACCACAGGAGUCGGAAACGGAUCCGGGAAGCUAAGAAGGCGGCAAGACCCGAGCUUCGCGGCAGCCGAGAGUGGUCGUCGGAAAACCUCUGUGAGACGUUCGACCUUUCUCACGAGACGGUCAACGACAAUGUCGAGCGGAUAGACGUCCGAUCUCUGACCGCAGAGGAGUUUGUGGAGCGCUUCGAGAGGCCGUACAAACCUGUGGUGUUGACGCACGCUCAGGACGACUGGCGAGGCAAGGAAAAGUGGACGCUUGACCGUCUGAAACGAAAAUAUCGCAACCAGAAGUUCAAAUGCGGAGAAGACAACGACGGCUACUCCGUCAAGAUGAAGAUGAAAUACUACGUAGAAUACUGUGAGACUAACAAGGACGAUAGCCCACUGUAUAUAUUUGACAGCAGCUUUGGGGAGCAUACCAAGAAAAAGAAACUAUUGACAGACUACGAAGUCCCUACGUUCUUCAGUGACGACUUGUUCAAAUACGCAGGUGAACCCAAACGACCUCCCUACAGGUGGAUGGUGAUUGGUCCAGCUCGCUCGGGUACUGGCAUCCACAUCGACCCGCUGGGUACGAGCGCGUGGAACGCCCUCGUGGUCGGACACAAGAGAUGGUGCUUGUUUCCCACUAGUGCACCUCGCGAACUUGUCAAGGUGUCAUCCCAAGAGGGUGGGAAGCAGCAAGAUGAAGCCAUCACAUGGUUCAGGCGAGUCUACCCCCGUACACAACAACCCACAUGGCCACAACAGUACAGACCACUGGAGAUCCUCCAGGGCCCAGGAGACACAGUGUUUGUACCAGGUGGCUGGUGGCAUGUUGUACUUAACCUGGACACGACCAUCGCCAUCACACAGAACUUCUGUAGCCCCGUCAACUUCCCCAUCGUCUGGCACAAAACGGUCCGAGGCAGGCCCAAACUCAGCAAGAAAUGGUACAGAGCUCUGAAACAGCAUCGUCCAGAGUUGGCGGAUGUUGCGGAUGCUGUUGAUCUGAAGAAGGAAACUGGAUUCGCGUCCGACAGCUCAUCAAGCGACAGCAGCUCUUCAAGCUCGGACUCUGUGUCGUCGUCAUCUUCCGACAGCGACUCGGAAGAAGAGCGCGGGAACAGCAGGAAGAGACAGAGACGCAUUUCCAGGUCGCCUGUUAGCCGUCGGCGCUGUGGUUGCGGAGAGGACACGGCUCGUGACGUGUGCGAGAACAAGGAACACCACAGCCACUCCGGCAGCCCCAGGAGAUGACACAAAUAAACAAACAAACAAA